This is a messenger RNA of Naumovozyma castellii, 912 nucleotides long. It is a transcript of the gene ISA1, whose product is annotated as Fe-binding Fe/S cluster assembly protein ISA1. The record is from RefSeq and is a predicted model, not a curated record. The coding region runs from base 1 to 912 and encodes 303 amino acids. NCBI's taxonomy places the organism in Eukaryota, Fungi, Ascomycota, Saccharomycetes, Saccharomycetales, Saccharomycetaceae. The transcript has a single exon.
AUGAUAAAUAGGUUACCAUCCCAACAUCUACACAUGUUAAACAGGUCUCAAAGGUUAUUUUCGCAGUCCGCAAAGAUACGAGGUAGUAGAAAUAUUAUGACGGGGGUGUCCUCCUCAACAAAUUCUACAUUCAAGAUGAAGUUCAUUCCAUCACCUUUAAAGAAGAAUAAUUCAGAGACAACCACCAAGGUAAACCCGGUACCCGUUCAAUCAAACUCAGCAUAUAAAUUCAAAUUCAUAAUACCUACAAAUACAACAAAAGCUCAAGCUACUCCUAAUAAUGAAGGAUCUGCUCCAUUAUUAUCUAAAUGGUCAAGUUAUGCUCUCCCCUCCAAAGAGGUCCUGGCAGAGCAAAAGAAGAUAGUAGCUGAAAAGGAAAGAAUGGAACAAGAAAGGUUAAAGGAAGCUGAAAGAGUUGUUGCGCAGGCAAGAAGUGACACUCAAGAAAUCGAAGCUAAGGAAGCAUCAACGAGCGCUACUACAGCUGAGAUGCAGGCAUCUUCAUCUACAUCAAUUAUAAAUUCAGGUCCCGCAGCCACAACGGUGACACCAAUGAGAAAGAAAAGAAGAAGAACUUUAAGACCAAAGAAGGCUUUCAUUACUUUGAGUCCAAAGGCUUUGGUUCAUUUGAGAGCAUUACUGAAUCAACCUGAGCCUAAGAUGAUUAGAGUGGGUACCAGGAACCGUGGUUGUUCAGGUACUACAUACGAUUUACAAUAUAUUACCGAACCAGGUAAAUUUGAUGAAAUUGUAGAACAAGACGGUGUCAAGAUUGUUAUUGAUUCCAAGGCCCUAUUCAGUGUUGUGGGAAGUGAAAUGGAUUGGAUUGAUGACAAAUUGGCAGCCAAAUUCGUAUUCAAGAAUCCAAAUUCAAAGGGUACCUGUGGCUGUGGUGAAAGUUUCAUGGUUUAA